Molecule: messenger RNA, 1083 nt
Organism: Globicephala melas (long-finned pilot whale)
Lineage: Eukaryota; Metazoa; Chordata; Mammalia; Artiodactyla; Delphinidae
Gene: CNR2
Product: cannabinoid receptor 2
Biological process (GO): adenylate cyclase-activating G protein-coupled receptor signaling pathway; regulation of metabolic process
Cellular component (GO): plasma membrane; cytoplasm
Molecular function (GO): cannabinoid receptor activity
Source: RefSeq, a predicted model, not a curated record
AUGGAGAUAUGCUGGAAGAUACAGGCAGGCAAUGGCUCCACUGAUGGCUUGGAUUUCAACCCCAUGAAGGAUUACAUGAUCCUGAGCAGUUCCCAAAAGAUAGCUAUCGCGGUGCUGUGCACCUCUCUGGGCAUACUAAGCGCCCUGGAGAAUCUGGUGGUGCUCUACCUGAUCCUGUCCUCACACCGGCUCCGCAGGAAGCCCUCGUACCUGUUCAUUGGCAGCUUGGCUGGGGCUGACUUUCUGGCCAGUGCGGUCUUUGCCUUCAACUUUGUAAAUUUCCAUGUCUUCCAUGGCUUUGAUUCCAAAGCUGUCUUCCUGAUGAAGAUUGGCAGCGUGACUAUGACCUUCACGGCCUCCGUAGGCAGCCUGCUGCUGACCGCCAUUGACCGCUACCUCUGUCUGCACUACCCACCUACAUACAAAGCCCUACUCACCCGUGGGAGGGCACUGGUGACCCUGGGCAUCAUGUGGGUCCUCUCAGCAUUGGUUUCCUCUCUGCCUCUCAUGGGAUGGACUUGCUGUCCCAGGCCCUGCUCCGAGCUUUUCCCCCUGAUCCCCAAUGACUAUCUGCUGGGCUGGCUCCUGUUCAUUGCUGUCCUCUUCUCUGGCAUCAUCUAUACCUACGCACAUGUCCUCUGGAAGGCCCGUCAGCAUGUAACCAGCUUGGCUGAGCACCGGGACAGGCAAGUGCUCGGAAUGGCCCGGAUGAGGCUGGAUGUGUGGUUGGCCAAGACCUUGGGGGUGCUGCUGGCUGUGCUCUUAAUAUGCUGGGUCCCGGUACUGACCCUCAUGGUCUACAGCCUGGCCACCACUCUAAGCAAACAGGUCAAGGAGGUCUUUGCCUUCUGCUCCUUGCUCUGCCUUGUCAACUCCAUGGUCAACCCCAUCAUCUACGCCCUGCGGAGUGGGGAGAUCCGCUCCUCUGCCCGCCACCGCUUGGCCCACUGGAGGAAGUGCCUGAGGGGCCUCGGGCCUGAAGGAAAAGAAGAGUUCCCGAGGUCCUCAGUCACUGAGACAGAGGCUGAUGUGAAAAUCACCCCAGGGCCAGAUUCCAGAGAGCUGUACUGCUCUAAUCACUAA